This is a messenger RNA of Spodoptera exigua (beet armyworm), 2066 nucleotides long. Lineage: Eukaryota; Metazoa; Arthropoda; Insecta; Lepidoptera; Noctuidae. The record is from the annotation of a GenBank genome assembly.
CUUCUAUGUACAAGUUAAACGUAUUUUAGUUCAUAAAUAAAUAAACUAUUAAUUUUAUGUAAAACAUUAAAAUUUAAUGCCAUCAGUGCAUUAAAAACGUAGUUCUCGUAUUUAAUGCCGAUGUAAAAUUUAAUCAAACGCCAUCUACCUUUGAGAGCUGGAACAACAUGCGAAGUUAGCAAGCGAAGGGGCACUGCUGUCGCUGCAGUGACAGCGGUGUAGCAAAAGUAAUUUUUGAGGUUAUGUUAUUAUAGAGUCGGUAACAAUUGUGCAAACAGUGCUGUUUUAAACAUCAUUGUGUAUAUUUACUAAUAAAAAUCAUGGGUGAACCGAUUGUGGAAAUUGAACAGGGUAAAAUAAAGGGGAAGGUGCUGAAGAAUUUCGAUAACUUCGAAUAUUGUAGUUUCAAGGGAAUUCCUUACGCGAAGCCGCCUGUUGGCGACCUGAGAUUCUCUGUACCACAACCACCGGAUUCCUGGGAAGGCAUAAGAGAUGGGUCCAAAGACUGUAACACAUGCGCACAGUUCGACAAAGAGAUAGGGGUUAAGGGUCAUGAAGAUUGCUUGUACUUAAAUGUCUAUACGCCCAAAUGUUUCGCUGACGGCGAUAAAAAAUACCCUGUCAUGGUCUUCCUUCAUGGCGGCGGCUUUCUAUACGGCAAUGGAACCGACGAUACAGCGCACGGGCCUGAUUACCUAAUUCAAAAUGAAGUUGUCAUUGUUAGUAUCAACUACCGUCUAGGGAUACUCGGUUUCCUAUCGCUGGACCGAAAAGAGGCUCCUGGUAACAUGGGGUUGAGAGACCAAGUUGAAGCACUAAAAUGGGUGCAGAAAAAUAUUUCAAACUUUGGUGGAGAUCCUAAAAGUGUUACUAUUUUGUCGGGGUCUUCGUUAUUGCACUGGGCUCAUAAGAUAAACAUAAAAGAACUUGCUUACAAGAUACCGACUCUGCAAGGUAAAGUAAUUACCGACGACGAUCAACUUUUGAAAUAUUUAAAAGACAUGCCUACAAAUGAAUUGAUCAUGGCGUCUAUGCUUGUUUUGUCAACGGAAAAAGCACGAGGAGGUCUUCAUUUUGGUUUCGUACCUACAGUAGAGAAGCCUGGCGAUUGGGAACCGUUUUUAAGUACGCCGCCCUAUGAAUUGUUAGCUAGAGGUGAAUUUCAUAAAGUACCAUACAUGUCGGGAUUUUGUUCUCGAGAAGGGCUGCUAAUGAUUUCGCACAACAAACCAACUUUGGACAAAUUCGUAGAGGAGAAAGUUUUCGUGGAUUAUUUACCGUUUGAGCUUGAUGUCUCGGAAAAAAUAGACACGGAAUUGAAACUAAAGAAGAAUUAUCUGGAGGCGGAGAAAAUUUACCAAGACGAAGAUGAAUACGCAAUAGAUUUCUUUUCCGAUGUCGACUUUAUCGCUGGUAUUUACGUGUCUGCUAAAUUAAUUUCUAAACACAAUGCGCCCGUCUUUUUCUACGAAUUUGCCUAUGAUGGAAACUUGAAUUAUCUUAAAAAAUGCUACAAUAUCGAUAGGCUGGGGGCGUGUCACGGAGACGAUGGCGGGUAUAUUGUAAAGAGCGAUAAAUUGGAUGGACCCAUCACCGAGACAGACAUAGCUGUCCGGGAUUCUAUGAAUCAAAUGUGGACGAACUUUGCACGUUACGGAGAUCCCACUCCGAGUGUCGACACUUCGCUGUCCACGAAGUGGGAGCCUAUCGCUGACACAGGAUUGGCCUGCCUGGUGAUAGACAAAGAGUUGACAAUGAAAUACGAAGUCUACCCACAAAGGAUGAAAGUCUUUCAAGAACUCUAUGAAAAGAAACGUACAACUUGCAACUAAAUCAGUAAUUUUGGAACCGAAUUCGUAAACUUUUGUUAUGUAGCUUCUUCAUAAGUAUAAAAUACAUCUUCUAAAGUUGUUAUAUUCUUAUAAAUAAAUUUAUGAAUGUGGAUUCGAUAUCCGUGUACUUUUUAUACAAAAGCCUUUCAGUAAUCGUUUGUAAUGACGAAGUUUUUAGUAGAAAUUCCUGUCAAUAGAAUGUAAUAUUUGCUAUUGCUAUUUGAAGAGAAAGAA